UUUGUGGCAUUAUUAUAUAUUUUAGCUUUUUAAUUUUUUUUUAUCGUCGUUUGUUAACUAGCAUUAACCUAGCUGUGAGUAUCCAAGGUUAACAGUCAUGGAAUACGGUUACCAUAGCAACCGCCAAACUAAACGGCUUUCACCUAGCUAAUGCUACCACUAGCUCCUUUGUGGCUUGAGAGAUGCGCAUUAUCACCCUGCGGAGUUAUUAGUGAAUAACGCAGCUAGGCUAGCUGAAUUAUUGCUCUGCUGUUGUCUCAUCUGUGAUUGUUUGGAGGAUACAGGGACAAACAUGCCUCAGUCAGCCGGUAUCAUCAGUGGGAUCCAGAGGAUGGUUCUGUAUGAAACCAGAGCUAGGUAUUUUUUGGUUGGGACCAAUCAGGCACAGACCAAACACAGAGUCCUGAAGAUUGACCGCACAGAACCCAAGGACCUGGUCAUAAUUGAUGAUAAGCAUGUGUACAACCAGCAAGAGGUUCGGGAGUUGCUAGGCCGCCUGGACCUCGGCAACCGCACCAAGAUUGGCCAAAAGGGUUCGUCUGGCCUGUCCAGGGCUGUCUCAGCCUUUGGCAUUGUGGGGUUUGUACGAUUCCUCGAAGGGUACUACAUUGUGUUGAUCACCAAGCGUAGAAAGAUGGCGGACAUCGGUGGUCACUCCAUCUACAAAAUCGAAGACACCAGCAUGAUUUACAUCCCAAAUGAUUCUGUCAGGGUUACACAUCCUGAUGAAGCAAGAUAUGUGCGCAUCUUUCAGAAUGUGGACCUAUCCAGCAAUUUCUACUUCAGCUACAGCUAUGACCUGAGCCAUUCGCUACAGUACAACCUCACUUUGCUGCAGAGGCCUUAUGAACUCUGGUCAUCCCCAUCAUCCUCAGAAGAAGAAGAGGUACAAACACAGAGCAAGCAGGACAGCUUUGACAUCUUUGAAGAAGAGGGUUUGCCUACUCAAGUGGUUUACGGCCUCCAGAAUGAGCCGUACUACAAGUACGUGUGGAACGGGAAGCUGCUGGAACGAGUCAAGGACAUAGUGCAUCACGACUGGCUCAUGUAUAUAAUCCACGGCUUUUGUGGCCAGUCCAAACUUCUGAUCUACGGCCGACCGGUUUACAUCACCCUCAUUGCCAGGCGCUCCAGCAAAUUUGCCGGGACCCGCUUCCUCAAAAGAGGAGCCAACUGCGAGGGCGACGUGGCUAAUGAGGUUGAGACCGAACAGAUCGUCCAUGACGCCUCAGUUAUGUCUUUCAUAGCAGGAAGUUACUCAUCAUACGUCCAGGUGCGAGGUUCAGUCCCGCUCUACUGGUCCCAGGACAUUUCCACCAUGAUGCCAAAACCGCCAAUACGACUGGACCAAGCUGACCCAUAUGCGCAUGUAGCUGCCCUCCAUUUUGACCAGAUGCUGCAACGGUUUGGCUCUCCUAUCAUCAUCCUCAACCUGGUCAAGAAACGAGAAAAAAGGAAACACGAGAAGAUUCUGAGUGAAGAGCUCUAUCCAGCUGUGAUCAACCUGAAUCAGUUCCUCCCCCCAGAAAACUGCAUCGACUACAUCGCCUGGGACAUGGCCCGCUACACCAAAAGUAAGUUGUGUAACGUCCUGGACCGCCUGAGUAUGAUCGCAGAGAACGUGGUUAAGCGAACAGGUUUCUUCAUCAAUCGCUCUGACUUCUACUGUCACACCAUAAGACCAGAUGACAGGUGGGGAGAUUUAGGUGGACACCUCACAGCCAGUGGACGAGUGCAGACUGGUGUGUUACGGACCAACUGUGUGGACUGUCUGGAUCGGACCAACACAGCCCAGUUCAUGGUGGGGAAGUGUGCGUUGGCCUAUCAGCUUUAUGCACUAGGAAUGAUUGAUAAGCCCAAACUCCAGUUUGAUACCGACUGUGUGAGAUUGUUUGAGGAGCUGUAUGAGGACCAUGGAGACACUUUGUCACUGCAGUAUGGCGGCUCACAGCUGGUUCACAGGGUCAAGACCUACCGCAAGAUCGCUCCCUGGACACAACACUCCAAAGAUAUCAUGCAGACACUGUCACGUUACUACAGCAAUGCUUUUUCAGAUGCUGACAGACAGGAUGCCAUCAACCUGUUUCUCCAAGUCUACCAGCCGUCGGAGUCCAAGCCACACCUGUGGGAGCUGCCCACUGACUUCUACCUGCAUCAAAGGAACACCAUGGCCCUCCCACAAGACAGACGAAGCUACACUCAGUGGUGGUCAGGAGGAAUAUUGUCCUACCUUCCUGUGGCCUAUGAUGAAGUCGCCUGUGAGGAUACCAUGAAGAAGGUCAAAGUGAAGAGAGUUAACCGCUUUGAUGAGGGUACUGACAUCUACACAGAAUUCUUCAAACCUUAUGAACUUACCUCCUUUGAUGACACGUUCUGCAUCGCCAUGACCAACUCUGCAAGGGAAUUCAUGCCCAAGACAGUAGGAGUGGAUCCAAGCCCAUUCACAGUUCGCAAGCCAGAGGAAACUGGAAAAUCAGUCUUGGGCAACAAGAGCAGUAAGGAGGAGACACUACUCCAGAGAAAGACUGCAGCCAGCGCACCUCCUCCACCGAGCGAAGAGGCUAUCAGCAGCACAUCGGAGGACGACUCAGAGGAGGACCGCGACGACGACGGAUCGGUAUCACAGCGCUCGACCCCGAUCAAACUGCUAACAGAGUCGGGCGAGAGCAAUCGCACACAGGAGGAGUUCCAGCAGCAGCAGCAGCAGCAGCAGCAGCAGUCAUUUAAGGAGCCCUACGGACUUAAUCUGGCUGAGUUUCCUUCUGACGACGACCUGCUCAUUUAUGAAAGGUUUGCACAUCUGGGCGAGAGCCAGCACAGGGUGGAAAGAACUGAACACAUAAACCUGGCAAACAUCAUCUGCUUAGAGCCAGUGUCCUGCUUCUCCGAGGACAGCGUCUACGCAGUUUCUCCUCCGCAAGUCGACAGAGACACCCGUGAUGAGUUCGAGAGCCAUGUGAUGGCGAGUCAGGGCCAGGUGAGGGUGCUGUGCAGGGACGACAUGUUGAUGUACAGAGAAUACGUCAAGAACAGAUACAUGUGAGACAUACGGACUGGAUUCCUGUUACCAGUAUGCAAAUCCAGAUUGUGAACUGCAAUCCGGCACAAAAGACUUUUGUUUGUAGCUUCAGGACCGAGCAACAUGUUUUCUUGCCUUUGUGCUUCAACUACCCACCUUCUUUUUGUUAUGCUAGAAGCACGCUAUCCAUAAUGAAGAAUGAACAACCUGUAUUUGGACUAAACUUUGCAGAUUUAUUUCUUUUGUUGUUGUUAAUUUUUUUGUUUGUUUGUUUUAAUAGCUUCAUAUGUUGUCCAGUUAUAUCUGGGUUUUUUUUUUAUUAAUUCAAACAUGCCUUAAACAGUCUGCUUUUUAUUUGUUCUUGGUGUAAAUUUUAAUUGAGGCUAUUUUAAGAAUGUUAACCAACACUUUUAAAUGUAAAUAUAUGUAAAUUGAUUUAUUGAUAUAAUAUUUUGAA
This is a messenger RNA of Larimichthys crocea (large yellow croaker), 3476 nucleotides long. RefSeq names its product FIG4 phosphoinositide 5-phosphatase a (gene fig4a). Gene Ontology annotation, molecular function: phosphatidylinositol-3,5-bisphosphate 5-phosphatase activity. Gene Ontology annotation, cellular component: intracellular membrane-bounded organelle. Gene Ontology annotation, biological process: phosphatidylinositol dephosphorylation. The record is from RefSeq and is a predicted model, not a curated record. Lineage: Eukaryota; Metazoa; Chordata; Actinopteri; Sciaenidae. Bases 293 to 3043 code for a protein of 916 amino acids. The transcript has 25 exons.